AGCUUCUACAGUGCAAUUACAGUUCUGCUGUUGCUAAUGAAGGAAAGAGGACUAGCUCUGAGCAGCAGGGGAGAGGAGGCGGCACUGCAUGUUCUGGGUGGCACUGAAGUGGGUUCUUGAGUCCUGGAGCACCCAUGGAGUCUUAUAAGUUCUUCCUUUAGUACUAAGUGAACCUGAAAGUGUCUGCAUGGCUGAUAGUACACCUGACAGAACUGUGACACAAGUUGAAAAUCUCAAGGUUGUGAAUUUCCUGGCCAUUACUUCUCACAUUCCACUGCUUGCCUUUGUUUUGAGUGUUUUAGGUUGGAUUUUGUGUAUGAUUUCAUUAGGACUUAUACCAUGGAGAGUGUGGCAUUUGGACAAUUCCACCCUCAUCUCCUCUGGCAACAUUUGGAUCAGAAUGUGGGAUGUCUGCUUUACUUUUAACCCUGAACUUACCAAUGGCUCUUCCUUAAUGCUCUGUCAAGGAUUCAAUAAUCAGGACACUUUCAUCCCCUCAGAAAUGGUUAUUGCCCAAGACCUUCUGAUAUUAGCUGCUGUCAUGGAAGCAGUAGCUAUAUGUUUAGUUCUCUUUCUUUUGUGGAGUAAUUAUAAGAAAGAGCUUAAGGAACAUUAUAUCUUAAUUUUUUUUCUAACCGGGGGGGUCUUGAACAUCAUGUCUAGUGUAUUCAUAUUAAUUCCAGUAAGCUGGAAUUUACAGUCCAUAAUGAAAAACCAUAGUAUUGCCUUCCCUCCUUCUUACCACUUGCCUUCCACUCCAACGUCUCAGGAAGUAGGGUCUGCUAUUCAUGUGGGACUUGCAGCUGUUCUCCUGCUACUGUUGAGUGGGAUCUUACUUCUCUGUGACAGGUAUCUUAAUUUAGACAGUAAAGUGCAUCCAAAAACGAAAGAACCAGAUCAGGUAGCACAUCACCAUAAGCAAACAUGCCUGUGCAAAUAUCCUUCUGCCAGAUCAAGCCAAACUUAUCCACACUGUGGAUCUUGCUUGGAAAUUGACCUGUGGGGCCCAAAGAGACCUUUUGGCAUAUACAGCUGCUCUGGGAUCAACCCACAUGGAGGCCCCGUACUUAAAAAGAGUCAAGUAUUGACACAAGGACCGACCACUUCCUUUCAAAUCCCUAGUGGACCUUUUCCACACCGACCAUCCACAUGUCUCAUGUCUGACUCUAAAAUUUUUAUAGCUGGUGAAAAGCUUCUUUAUUUUUAGUUUGCUUAGUUGCUUCCAAUUUCAUUUCCUACCAAGGCCAGGAAGGGUUGAGUAUCAGGAAAACAGGUGUCAGAUAUGAAGGGUCCUUCCUCUUGACAGGGACUUGGCUGGGGACCCAUAUGUUACCUUACAUAAAACACUAAGUCCAAACCUGUUCAAGCUCCUGCCCAAAAGCUCUCAUUGAUGUUUGUAGGAGCUCCAUAUGGCGAAUAAUUCCCAAGAGAGAUCUGUCCUGUAGAUAAGUGUGACUCUGACAGCAGGAUUUUACCCUUUGAGCCAGGCCAGGUUCUGUUUCCAGUUACACAGGAGCUUUGCCUGUGUAACUGGGAGCAGAAUUCAACCUUAUGUAUCCUAGGGAAGCUGUUGGAUCCUGUUGCCACUUACAAUUACGGUAACCAUGUAGUAACUUGAACUCGUUGACUACUAAUAAAACACCUUAAGAGGAAUAAUCCUUUGAGGUGCUGUAUGCUCUCAACUCCAUUGAAAUUAAUGGAGUUGGAGGCAUUCAGCACCUCUCAGGAGGUGUUUAGCACCUUAUAAGAUUGUGUAGUGGAAUAUAAAAUUAUUAUUCCUAUUAAUUGUCAAACAUUUGGAAAGUUUUACUACUGAGGCAAAUGGUUGUUUCACUCUAUAACUGCUGCCUACUAUUAUCUGUAUUUUUAUUAAAAUAUAAAACAUGAAAAUAGGUGUGUGUUUUACAUUAAUAAGGAUUGGUUCCUGUGACUUUUGUCUUGUAAUCAAUCUGUCAUUGUCUCCUGCUUGUAAGAUUAAAGA
Pelodiscus sinensis (Chinese soft-shelled turtle) is the source of this 1981-nucleotide messenger RNA. NCBI's taxonomy places the organism in Eukaryota, Metazoa, Chordata, Testudines, Trionychidae. The record is from RefSeq and is a predicted model, not a curated record.